Cydia amplana is the source of this 871-nucleotide messenger RNA. RefSeq lists its product as uncharacterized. The coding region runs from base 70 to 855 and encodes 261 amino acids. NCBI's taxonomy places the organism in Eukaryota, Metazoa, Arthropoda, Insecta, Lepidoptera, Tortricidae. The record is from RefSeq and is a predicted model, not a curated record. The transcript has 3 exons.
UUUGCUAAUUGCCUGCAGGCGUCCGGGAUACUCGUCUCGCCCCACACGCUUACAGCGUCCCGUGUGAUCAUGUUCGUUUCACUGUUUUGCUUUACCAUACUAGCGCUAGCUAGAGCGGAAUCUUUCUGUAGUGACAACGUGCGAUGGGCGCAUCGGUUGAACAUAGUAAACGCUUACGGGGUGUGGCACGGCGUCGCCUUCGCGCAGCACACCCCUGACAUGACCAACAAGCCCAUGGACGUGGGCUGCGUCACCCUUUAUAUCAGCGAUGCUACUGGCGAUUACCAAUUCGAUUGGCUCGAUUGGAGUGCGAGACAAAGAUACAACGCCAGCAACUGGUGGUCUCUCGGCAGCAACCCGUGGAGCUCCCCGCCAGGCCCGUUGUACCAGUCGCGCCGGCGGCGGGACCUCUCCCAGCAGCGGCGCAUCCGCGUGUUGUGGGACGAGGACGGCGAGACCAUGGAGCAGACCUACGACUACUCGCCCGAGGACCCGGGCCUGUGGACCGUCGAACAGUGGAGGCCAGGUGAAAGGGAGUUGAGAGCUAGGGGUGUAGAUUUGUGGUAUCCUGAUGAUCCUCCAAGGCACCCUGAAGUGGUCCGUCUGCUGAAACUGACUCCCGAUGAGAUGAUAAUCAACCACUGUACCGAACUGGGGGUCAGCGGGAUAUUCUCCUUGAUCUUGCGGAGGUUUCCGGUGCAAGUGAGACGCUGGGAGAGGCCCGAGUGGCAGAAGUUCCUCAUGAGCUACGGGCUCAGCAACCCGUAUCGGUACUUAUCGGUGUGCGCGGCUUGUGCUCCUGUCACUUCUCUAUUAUGCUUCUUUGCCACAACGACUUUGUUAAGAUUACUUUAAUUGUAUUCUUGUAAUA